This is a messenger RNA of Kwoniella botswanensis, 2097 nucleotides long. RefSeq lists its product as uncharacterized. The record is from RefSeq and is a predicted model, not a curated record. The transcript is spliced from 10 exons. Gene Ontology annotation, biological process: regulation of DNA-templated transcription. Lineage: Eukaryota; Fungi; Basidiomycota; Tremellomycetes; Tremellales; Cryptococcaceae. Bases 1 to 2097 code for a protein of 698 amino acids. Gene Ontology annotation, cellular component: nucleus. Gene Ontology annotation, molecular function: DNA-binding transcription factor activity, RNA polymerase II-specific; transcription cis-regulatory region binding; zinc ion binding.
AUGGUCUACACGACAGCUUGUGAUAGAUGUCGGAAAAUACGAAUGAAAUGCGAGCGCCCGUCCCGUGGUCAAGAUCACCAUGAGAUCUGCCAAAGAUGCAGAGCAGAUGGUGCCGAAUGUAUAACAAAGAAGCGUAAGGUGGGUCGACAGCCGGGAGUGAAGAAUAGGAAAACGAGAGAAGCGCAAGGAAAAGAGAUGGGAUCAUAUUACCAUAGGAGGGAGACGAACGUACCGAGGGAUCACGAUCAUCUACCAAAUCCUCUGCAGGUACUGGCAUCGGAAGCAGUCAGAAGACACAGCACACCAGAAUCCGAAACCACCAUGACCCCCACACAUCCAGUAACGUACACUCGUGACAGUGGUAGUAUAUUGGACCAGUUUUCGGUCUGGACAAGUAAAGUACAUGGGAUUACGGGAAGGGGCGAUAUAGCAAGAAGGAUUGAUGAUCUUUUGUCAGCCAACCGGCAAGAGUUGUCUUUAGGGGCGGAUGAGCCAUCGUCCUUCUGUGGUAGGACCGAUAUGGCGAGACCCGAUGCAGCUCCAGAGCAUGAUGUGAUAUCACUACAUAUGAUUUCGUUGCCGGAAGCUCAGAGGCUUUUCGAUGCCUUCAUGAAGUACUUGACAAAUGGAUCAAUGUAUUUUGAUCCUCAAUUGCAUUCACUUCCCUUUAUCAGAUCGCGGAGCUCAUUCCUGCUCGCUGUGAUACUGGCAAUGGCUUCCACCUUCACUUCACUCUGUGCAUCGAGCUUGCUUCAUUCCCAACUAACAUACCACGCCAAUCGAUUGUUAUCGCACAUUCGGGAUAACAACCUCAAAUCUAUUGAAAUCGUUCAAGGACUGCUGCUUUUAGCAAGCUGGAGCGAGAUACCGCAUACGCUCAGUCAAGACAAAACAUGGGCGUACGUGUCAUACGCGACUGCCCAGGCGGUAGAAUUGAGAAUGGACUCCCCUUUACCGUAUUGUGUACAGUCCGAUCCUAUCUAUUCUUCAGGGAUCCACGAACUCUUGGUUAGAAACGCUCACAGGGUCUGCUUACUACUGUAUAUACAUGAUCGGAAUAUGGCAAUGGUAGCGGGACGUUAUCCAAUUUUCCCAGAAUCUACAGUAUCGUCUCAAGCAAAUCUCGAUGAAUGGGGGAAGCAUGAACUUGCAAGUCGGUAUGAUGGUCCGAUUUGCGCUUCUGUAUCAUUACGAAAAACCACCGGGGUGCAUCAUAAACUAGCUGCACACAAUGUCGCAGAUUUUCAAGCAGACAUGAACCUGAUAGAACGAGCAAUAGCAGAUUGGCGUGCCAAAUGGGCAUUAGAGAUCACCAGCACUCUCGAAUACGGUAUCAUUGCGAUGUUUUCGACAUUCGUCCUCGCUCUGACGUUGCUGAAGAAAGAUCAUGACGACGAGGAUAAUGUAGAGGCUAGAAAAGCAUGUGAGGACUUGGCUUUUGAAGUGGUCUGCGCUUCAAUACAUAGCUAUAAGUCGUGGACCGGUAUUGUGAAUUCUGCUACCUUUGACACAAGCAUGGUAGCGUUCUGUGCUUUAUAUACUCUGCAGUCAAUCAAUCGGUGUGAUCCUAUUUACUUGUCCGAUUGGUCUGUAUUUCGACUGGCAAUAGUACAGGAACUGAUAUCGGAGCUGGAAAAACAAGCUGCUGUACGGCAUCAUACUGACCGGGAGAAUGGUAUGACUGUCGUCGAUGCCAUGGCCAGACAGCUCUCGAGAGGCAUCAAGCUACUCUUUACCAAGAAACAGGUCGGCCGUCCUCCAAUAUCUUCGGAUGAAUCAGAUGCUUCUCAAGGACAACAAAUCCCAGAGAUGAUCAAUCAACAGCAAGGAAUUGUUAUGAAUAUGGACGGAGCCAUACAGUUCAGUAAUGAAAACACUAUCCUACAGACGCACCAGCCGAACGAACAACAGUUCAACGCCCAAGAACUGAGAUUCGAUGAUUUGACUCAAUUGCUCUCAUCCACCAACGCUAUACCUUUCAUCCCAGAUUGGAACUUGGAGAGCUUGUUACCAGACGCCAAUUUCAGUUGGGACCAAAUUGAUCAUUCGAACCACGAUACUAGCAGUAACAUACCGUUUUUCGAUUUUGGUCAAUAG